UUGUGAGUUGAUAACAAUUUCAAAUUAAAAUAUAAUACAAUGUUUGUUUCUUAUUAAUUGCAGAAAUAACGAUAUUUGAAUUGUUUUUAGACUAAGACACUAUUAUUUUUUAAUUUUAUAAUCUAAUAGUUAUUUUUAUCUAUAUGUAGAUUACAUAUUUUAAGAAUGUCUUCAGUACGAAUGCAACAUUUUGUUACCAGGCUAAAAUCCAAAAACUUUGAAGUUCGCAAACGAGCAGCACGUGAUUUAAAUUUAUAUGUUAAAACUGAACUUAGGGAAGUUUCAGCUGAAGAAAGAGCAAUUUUUAAUGAUGAAUUUAAUCAUCAUAUAUUUGAAAUGGUGUCCAGCUCAGAUAGUAAUGAAAAAAUUGGCGGUAUUCUUGCAAUUUUAUGUUUAAUUGGUGCUGAUGUUGGUAAUAAAAACAAUCGUAUUAGUAGAUUUGCUAAUUAUUUACGAAAUUUAUUACCAUCCACUGACUUGGGAGUGAUGGAAUUAGCAGCUAAAACAGUUGGUAAACUUGCUUUAGAUUCAGGUACUUAUGCAGAUCAGUAUGUUGAAUUUGAAGUUAAAAGAGCAUUUGAAUGGUUGAGUGGUAUUCGUAAUGAACCUAAGAGAUAUGCUGCUGUAUUAAUCCUAAGAGAAAUUGCUACUAUGGUACCAACUUUAUUUUUUCAACAUGCUGCUCAAUUUUUUGAUCUUGUUUUAAAUGUAGUAAGAGAUCCUAAGCCCAAUAUUCGGGAUGGAGCUGUUGAAGCAUUGAGAGCAGCACUUGUAGUUACUGCUCAAAGAGAAACUUCAAAACAAACUCAAAAAUCACAAUGGUAUAAACAGUGUUAUGAGGAAGUUAUUAAUGGAUUAGAUGAUAACAUCAAUAAAGAAAAAGGCGUUACUCGUGAUGAUAAAAUACAUGGUUCUAUAUUGGUUUUAAAUGAAUUACUUAGAGUGAGCAAUAUUAAUUGGGAAAGGCAAUAUGAUUCAUUAAUGCAAAGAUUACAAUGGAAUCAGAGCCAAACAAAUGCAGAAAUUCUUAGCCUACUUCCUCGUACAAAAUCAGCUCUUAAAGGUUUAGUUGGAGGCUCUGGUCGUACAGAUGGAGAUUCUGUACGAAUAGCAUCAUCGGGUAUAAGAUAUGAAAGUAGUGCAUGUAAAAAUUUAUUACAAGAUAAUUAUGAUCGAGUUUGUUCUGGAGCUUUGUCUCAUAGGUUGUCGAGAAGUCCAUUAGUUCAUUCAGCUUUAAUGAAAUUACUUCCAAGACUAGCAGCUUUUAAUAAAUCAAUAUUUGUUCAAAAUUACCUUAAUUCAUCAAUGAUGUAUCUUUUAUCAACAAUUCGUGGCCGUGAGCGUGAACAAAGAACUAAUGCUUUUGUUGCAGUUGGUUUAGUGGCCAUUGCUGUUGAAGACCAUACAAAACCUUAUUUAGCUAGAAUUUUAGAUGUAAUUCGAACGUCACUACCCUCAAAAGAUAGUUCCUCGAGAAAAAGACUUUCAAGUGCAGAACCUGCAGUAUAUGUUUGUAUUACUUUAUUGGGUAUUGCUGCUCAAAAUAACAUUAAGAGUGAUCUCAAAGAAUUGUUAGAACCUAUGUUAGCUAUGGGAUUAAGUCCCACAUUAACUAUAGCACUUAAAGAACUAGCAGUAGCUGUUCCUUCAUUGAAAAAAGACAUUUCAGAAGGUUUAUUGAGAAUGCUUUCUCAAGUGCUCAAUCAUAGGCAUGUUCCUAUAACUAUACCAAUAUCUGCAUCAAGUUCCACUUUGAGUUUGUCUAUAGCAUCUUCCGUAUUGGAACCACAAAAUAUUGCAAGUGUUGUUUUAGCUCUUAGAACACUUGGAAAUUUUAAUUUUGAAGGUCAUUCAUUACUACAAUUCUUAAGAAGAUGUGCUGAGCAUUAUUUGGGUAGUGAACAACAAGAAGUUAGAGUUGAGGCUGUGAGAACUUGUAGUCGUUUGUUGAGAUUAGCUAUAGAGUCACCUCAAAGUAAAUCAUCUCAUACUGUUAGAUACACUAUUACUACUGUUAUAAAGCAAAUUCUUGUUGUUGGAGUUUCUGAUACAGAUCCUGAUGUACGAUAUACAGUUUUUGAGAAUCUGGAUCGCAGUUUUGACUUUUAUUUAGCUCAAGUGCACAAUUUAACUGCAUUGUUUAUGGCUAUGAAUGAUGUCAAUUUUGAAAUACGAGAAAUGGCUUUAUGCACUAUAGGACGUCUUAGUUUAAUAAAUCCAGCUUAUGUAAUGCCACCUCUUCGUAAAACUUUGAUGCAGUGUUUAACUGAAUUAGAACAUAGUGGAAUGGGUCGUAACAAAGAACAAAGUGCUAGAAUGAUUGAUCAUAUGGCUGUUCAUGCUCCUCGUUUGGUAUCACCAUAUGUACAACCUGUUUUAAAAAUAUUGAUUCCUAAACUUGGUGAACCAGAUUUAAAUCCAGGAAUUUUGAUUAGUAUAUUAGCAUGUAUUGGAGAUUUAGCUCAAGUCAAUGGUGAAGAAAUGUGCUGUUGGACUGAUGAACUUUUACCAAUUUUAUUAGAUAUGCUUGGUGAUGGUGGAUCUCAAGAAAAGCGAGGAGUAGCACUCUGGGUACUUGGAAAAUUAGUUGAAGGUCUUGGUUAUGUUAUUCAACCUUAUGAAAAGUACCCUACUUUACUUGAUACUUUACUCGGUUUCUUAAAAACUGAACAACAACCUUUAGUGAGAAGAGAAACCAUAAGAGUUCUUGGUCUUCUUGGUGCCCUAGAUCCUUAUAAACACAAAAUGAAUUUAGGCCAAAUAGAUUCUCAAAUUGAAUCGACAGCUUUUCUUUCUAUGACUGAUUCUCGUCCUAUAUCUGAAACAGAAUGGACUACUAGUGAAAUGCUGGUGAAUAUGAGUACAGCAACUUUAGAAGAAUAUUACCCAGCAGUAGCUAUAGCUACUCUUAUCAGAAUCAUACGUGAUCCAAAUUUAUUUCAACAUCACACUAUGGUUGUUCAGGCAAUAACAUUUAUUUUUCAAUCAUUGGGAAUAAAAUGUGUUCCCUACAUACCACAAGUAAUGCCAAGUUUUUUAAAUGUAAUUCGUACUGCAGAUGCCAACUUUAGAGAAUAUUUAUUGCAACAGUUAGCUGUACUUAUCAAUAUUGUUGGACAACAUGUUCGAAAUUAUUUAGAUGAUAUAUUUUUAUUAAUCAAGGAACUGUGGACACCUAAUAGCUCUCUUCAAUGUACUCUUAUACAACUUGUUGAAUAUAUAGUUGUGGCUUUAGGAGCUCAAUUUAAAACUUAUUUGUCACAAUUAAUGCCAAAUAUACUUAGGAUACUUUAUCAUGAUUCCAGUAAAAAUAGAAAUGUUACUAAAAGAAUGGUUGUUGCAUUAUGUAAAUUUGGUAUAAAUUUGGAUGAGUAUUUACACAUGAUAAUGCCACCACUUGUGAAUUUAUUUGAUGCAACUGAACAUCCAACACAAGUUAGCCAGGUUGCAAUGGAAACUGUUGCUCAGUUAGCAUACAGUUUAGAUUUUACUGAUUUUGCUUCAAGAAUCAUACAUGGAAUUGUAAAUUCUAUUGAAAAUACUCCAGAACUUCGAAAAACUGCUAUGGAAACAUUGUGUGCUCUAAUUUGCCAGUUAGGUCGUAAAUAUGUAAUAUUUAUGCCUCUUGUAUCACGAACUUUAAACAAAUGUCAAUAUAAUUAUCCUGCUUAUGAUACUUUGAUAACAUAUAUAUCUUCAAAUUCUGAAGGGAGCUUGGAAGAAAAUUUAUUGUUGUCAAGACACAAACAGUUUAAAAGCAAAAAAGAAGUUGGAAUGCAUGUUCUUGGAGAUUCAGCUACUAUAAUUAAAAAGAUGCACACUUCUUUACCGAAUUUACAAAAAGCUUGGCUGGCUAAUCGCUGUGUUUCUAAAGAUGAUUGGUUAGAAUGGUUAAGAAGACUUGGGAUUGAUUUUCUUAAAGAGUCACCUUCUCCAGCUCUUAGAUCUUGCUGGGCAUUAGCACAGACAUACUCACAAUUACCUAAAGAUUUAUUUAAUGCUGCUUUUGUAAGCUGUUGGACAGAAUUAACUGAGCCACUAAGAAAAGAACUAAUACAAACAUUAGAACAAGCAUUGAUGGUUUCUGAUCUACCAGAAAUGACACAAACAAUUUUGAAUUUAGCUGAAUUUAUGGAUCAUUGUGAAAAAGGACCUUUACCUAUUGAUACUCAUAUACUUGGAGAGAGGGCAAUGGAUUGUCGAGCAUACGCAAAAGCACUCCAUUAUAAAGAGGAUGAGUUUAUUAAAGAAAAAAACAGACACAUUUGUCCAAAUAUUGUUGAGUCCCUAAUAUCAAUAAAUAAUAAACUCCAACAAAAAGAAGCAGCAUCUGGACUUUUAGAAGUUGUUAUGAGUAAAAGAGAAGAAGAUCAGGAACCUGGAGAGCAGCUCAAAGUACAGGCAAGAUGGUAUGAGAAAUUACACAAUUGGGAACAAGCAUUAUCAUUUUAUGAAAGUUGUUUGCAAAAAGAACCUCAUGAUGUGGAAUGGUCUUUGGGAGAAAUGAGGUGCUUAGAAUCUUUGGGGCAAUGGGGUAAAUUAAGUAAUGUUGCUGCUUCUCAUUGGUUACAUUUUCCCGAGAAUGGACGUGAAAAAAUGUCAAGAGUUGCUGCUGCAGCAGCUUGGGGAUUAAAUCAAUGGCAACAAAUGUCAGUUUAUGUUGAAUGUAUACCUAGAGACACUAUGGAUGGUGCAUUUUAUCGAGCUGUAUUAUCUAUCCACGGAGAACAUUAUGAACGUGCUCAAAAAUAUAUUGAUUUGGCUCGUGAAAUUUUGGAUACUGAACUUACAGCAAUGGCUGCUGAAAGUUAUCAACGUGCAUAUGGUGCUAUGGUUUCUGUACAAAUGUUGGCUGAGCUUGAAGAAGUAAUUCAAUAUAAGUUAAAGCCUGAAAAACGACCAAUAAUUUAUAAAGUCUGGUGGGAUAGACUUCAGGGUUGUCAGCGAGUAGUAGAAGAUUGGCAACGUAUUAUUCAAGUUCAUUCAUUGGUAUUAAGCCCUAAAGAAGAUAUGCAUACGUGGCUUAAAUAUGCUGCUUUAUGUCGAAAAUCAUCUCGAUUGGUAUUGUCUCAUAAAACUUUAACUACACUCCUGGGAAUUGAUCCCUCUCAAAAUCCUAAUGAACCAUUGCCUGUAGAACACCCUCAUGUUACUUUUGCUUACAUCAAACAUAUGUGGACUUCCGGAGCUAAAAUGGACGCAUACAAUCAUUUGAAUACUUUGAUUCAAAAUGUACUACCUCAAUUGAAACGCAAAGGAAAAGAAAGUGAAAAAAUACGUAAUGACUCUACUAAAAAAUUGCUAGCCAGAUGUUAUUUAAAAUUGGGGUGUUGGCAAGAAGAACUUCAAGGGUUAACUGAGCUUUCAAUUCCUGAUGUAUUAGAUUAUUACUCAGCUGCAACAACACAUGAUCCUAGUUGGUAUAAAGCGUGGCAUUCCUGGGCAUACAUGAACUUUGAAACUGUCCUAUUUUAUAAACAUCAAUACCAAAAUAAAUCUCAGUCAAAUGAUCAGGUUGAAAAAGGAACAGUUGAUAAAAAUAAUACUGAAACACAGAAAAAUCUACAAUAUGUAGCUCGAUUUACUGUACCAGCUGUUGAAGGAUUCUUUCGGUCUAUUUCGCUAUCACACGGUAGUUCACUUCAAGAUACAUUGAGAUUGCUCACAUUGUGGUUUGAGUAUGGUCAGCAACCUGAAGUGUAUGAAGCUAUUGUUGAUGGCUUAAGAUCAAGUCAAAUAAAUACAUGGUUGCAGGUUAUCCCUCAACUGAUUGCUCGGAUUGAUACACCUCGUACUUUAGUUAGUCGUCUUAUUCAUCAUUUGUUAAUUGAUAUUGGGAAACACCAUCCACAAGCAUUAGUUUAUCCAUUAACUGUGGCUAAUAAAUCUGCAAGUAUGGUCCGUAGAAAUGCAGCUAAUAAAAUUUUAAAAACUAUGUGUGAACAUAGUCCAAAUUUAGUACAACAAGCUGUAAUGGUCAGUGAUGAAUUACUUCGUGUUGCUAUACUUUGGCAUGAGUUAUGGCAUGAAGCUUUAGAAGAGGCUAGUAGACUAUAUUUUGGUGAAAACAAUAUUAAAGGAAUGUAUGAAGUUCUAGAACCGUUGCAUGCCAUGUUAGAACGUGGUCCUCAAACUUUAAAGGAAACUUCCUUUAAUCAGACGUAUGGCCGAGAUUUGGUUGAAGCAUUAGACUGGUGUAAUCGAUUUUUAAUAUCAGGAAAUAACCGUGAUCUUAAUCAAGCAUGGGAUUUAUAUUAUCAUGUAUUUCGACGUAUAUCACGGCAACUGCCUCAAUUAACUAGUCUGGAACUACAAUAUGUCAGUCCGAAACUUCAACAAAGUCGAAAUAUGGAGCUUGCUGUUCCUGGUUCUUAUAUACCUGGACAACCAGUUGUUAGAAUUGCUUACAUUCAAAAUUCAUUACAAGUCAUUACAUCGAAACAACGACCUCGUAAAUUGUGCAUUAAAGGAAGUGAUGGAAAUGAUUACAUGUUUUUACUUAAAGGUCAUGAAGAUCUCAGACAAGAUGAAAGAGUCAUGCAACUUUUUGGUCUAGUUAACACACUUUUACUCAAUGAUCCUGACACUUUUAGAAGAAAUUUGACUAUACAGAGAUAUGCAGUUAUACCCUUGUCUACAAAUUCUGGUCUUAUUGGUUGGGUGCCACAUUGUGACACAUUGCACACUUUAAUUCGUGACUACAGAGACAAGAAAAAAAUACUACUUAAUAUUGAACAUAGAAUAAUGUUAAGGAUGGCGCCAAAUUACGAUCAUUUGACACUAAUGCAAAAAGUAGAAGUGUUUGAACACGCAUUAGCUAAUACUCAAGGUGAUGACCUAGCCAGAUUAUUAUGGCUGAAAUCCCCAUCUUCUGAAGUUUGGUUCGAUCGCAGAACCAACUAUACAAGAUCAUUAGCAGUCAUGUCCAUGGUUGGAUACAUACUUGGUUUAGGGGAUAGACAUCCAUCAAAUUUAAUGCUUGAUCGUCUAAGUGGAAAAAUUUUACACAUUGACUUUGGUGAUUGUUUUGAAGUGGCUAUGACCCGUGAAAAGUUUCCUGAAAAAAUACCAUUUAGACUAACUAGAAUGUUGAUAAAUGCUAUGGAAGUAACUGGUAUUGAAGGAACUUAUAGAAGUACUUGUGAAAGUGUAAUGACUGUUCUUCGAAAUAAUAAAGACAGCUUAAUGGCUGUACUAGAAGCAUUUGUAUAUGAUCCAUUGCUAAAUUGGCGACUCAUGGAAGCAGGGAUUGGCGCUAGAAGAACUGCUGCUGCAACAGCAGGAGCUACUGUUGUUGGAACAAAUCCUAUUAGUGUUGCAUCAACAGCUACUACUGUAUCAGAAGAACCAAGUAUGGCAGCUAGUUUUGCUGCAUCACUUAGUAAAAAAGCAGCACCCCUCAAUGUUGGAACUGGUGGUGAUUUAGGUGACAUAGAAAAUGAACCAACAGAGGCUUUGAACAAAAAAGCACUAGCAAUUGUUACACGAGUUAGAGAAAAAUUGACUGGUCGUGAUUUUGUUCAUGAACAAGAACUAACUGUACCAAAACAAGUGCAUUUAUUAAUACAACAAGCUACAGCAAAUGAAAACCUUUGCCAAUGUUAUAUUGGAUGGUGCCCAUUUUGGUAAUUGUACUGUAUUUUGUUAAAAAUUUGUUUUUUUCCUUUAUUAUUGUUAUCUUGUAUACUGUAAUUUAAUUUUUAAUACAAAUUAAACUAUUUCUUUUAAUUAAAAAAGUAUAUAUUUUUCUAUUGUUGUAUUUUAGUCUUUGUUGCAUAUAUUUUUAUUUGAUUAUUUAUAGUUUCAAAUUAUCAAAUUACUUCUAUAUGUAAUGAUAAUUGUAAUAUGUACAACUUUUUAAAAACUAAACUUUGUUUGAUUUAAUUCAUUAAAACGUCACACUAUUGAUAUUUGAUUA
This is a messenger RNA of Daktulosphaira vitifoliae (grape phylloxera), 7918 nucleotides long. RefSeq names its product serine/threonine-protein kinase mTOR (gene Tor). Gene Ontology annotation, cellular component: TORC2 complex; TORC1 complex; nucleus. Gene Ontology annotation, molecular function: protein binding; protein-containing complex binding; protein serine/threonine kinase activity. The transcript has 37 exons. Gene Ontology annotation, biological process: TOR signaling; negative regulation of macroautophagy; protein phosphorylation. NCBI's taxonomy places the organism in Eukaryota, Metazoa, Arthropoda, Insecta, Hemiptera, Phylloxeridae. The record is from RefSeq and is a predicted model, not a curated record. The coding region runs from base 166 to 7629 and encodes 2487 amino acids.